GGCUGCACAACUCAAUACUCAAAGGUAUUCACCUCUUCGAUGGUAUGGAUAUGGAGCAUUGGAAGUAGAAUUAUCCAACGAGGGUCAGCCUUCCGACGUUUUAGUUAUGACAGAUCGAGAGACCCUAAGGAUAUUGCAAGAUGAACCCACCUCAUCAAUUGCAGUCGUCACCAGUGACAAGAUGAUACCUACCUUGAUUCCAGUUGAGGAGACUAUGAUUGUGAUGAAAGUCACCGAGGCAAAGGUCUACUCAGUGAUGUGGAUGUGCAUUAAAACAAGAUCUGAAGAUGCUUAUGGAGCUAUUUGACUCAAAAUAAAAGCGAUCUUUGGAGACGAAACGACACAUGUGUUUGCAAAUUUUGAUUCAUUGCUCCAUGAAAAACUCAAGGAGCAAUAUCAAUCUGUGAAAGGGACUCUAUACAGCCACAUCUCAAUUAUCAAUUCAAAAGCGAUUCAGAUGAACAUCGACACACGUAAUACAGACAAUGUUGCAAUUAUUACCAGAUUGGCAGCAUUACCCAUCCUCCCCCCUGACAAGAUUAUCAGUAGUUAUAAAACAGAAAUUUGCGACGAAUUGACACAGGAGAAGAAGACUGAGCUGGAAGGAUUCCUCAAUUAUUAUGAAUCAGACUGGAUUAAAUCCGUUGGACCUGAGGAACUCAGUUGUUACCAGAAUUCCAGUGCCAUCAAUGCUUCUCAGCGAUCUAUAUUGCAGAUUUUGGAAUCAUUCGUUAAAAAGGACCGCACUUUCUGGAAAUUCAUGGAGAGAAUUAUCCAAUGCCAGGAGAAAAUACACAAAGAAUUGCGAGCACGCCCACGAUCCGUAUCGCACCCUUUCACUCCAAGAGUUUAUUUCCUCGCUGAGGAACAUGCCUCCCUCAAAAAACAUUGGGAUAAGUAUCAAUAUAGUACAAUCGAUGAGAAACGACUUCUACAAGUAGCUGCAUACUAUGUGAAGAAAAGUGUUGCUAACAGCCUGAAAUCGACAAAUCAGCACCCCAGGAAUUAUGACGUUAUUCAGGGUGAAGGCUAUGAACAACAUGCUCAGCUUGGUACUAUUUUCUCAGAGAGAGCGCCAGCAUUAAUUCUUCACGACCUCUUACCGAGGGUUCAUCCUCAUGCCCGAAGAGUCCGUAUUGACCAGCGAGUUGGUGCACGAAGGCAACCUGCCCGAGGAGCCCCCGCACAAGCAGUACCUGCUCGAGGAGCCCCUGCCCGAGGAGUACCUGCCCGAGGAGCCCCUGCCCGAAGAGUGCCUGUCCAAGCAGUACCUGCCCAAGCAGUGCCUGUUCGAGGAGUCGCUGGACGUAGAGUUGCUGGACGUCGAGUCGCUGGACGUAGAGUCGCUGGACGUAGGGUCCCUGGACGAAGAGUGCCUCUACAUAAAGCGCCUGUACGUGGGGUACUUGCAGGUAGAGUGCCAGGACAUCGACAACCUGGAGUAAUUCCAGAUGGAGUAGGUGAUGAGGUAAUUCCAGGUGAACAACACCAGAAUGGAAGCGAAGACAAUGUAGCUGCUCGUAUUGCUGGUGAUGAAGCUCCACCUCUAAACUUAGUGGAUAAUGUACAGCAACAGAACAGAGGCCUGGUCAAUAUAGCUGCAGAUGCAGUAGCAAGGAAUGAACGUGAUGCUCAAUAUGAGCAAAAUUUGAAUGUCAACGUUCGUGUUGCUCCAAUCGAGAUCGUAGACGAUGAUCCCAUUUUCGUGGACGAUGAGGGCAAUGUAUAUUUGGAAGAGGAUCAAAUCUUCAAUCUCCCUGAAGAUGACUACGGGUAUCUUGAGAGUCCCAACGUGGAGGCGAUAGUAGACUUCCAACCUGUUCCAGAUAAUGAAGAGAUGGAGCAAUUGGAAAGAGAGGCAGAAGAACGUCUGCAACAGAAUAUUGGAGGGAUUUGUCUGUGCUGCCAUACCAAUCGAGUAAACUUCCUCUUCCUUGACUGCAGACAUAGUGUCAUGUGCACUCCAUGCUAUAAUGAGGGGCGAGAACAUCUGGUUGACGAUGUAGACCUUUUAUACUGCAUUGUAUGUCGCAAGCUAGUCAGCAGAGUUAUAACUGACAUCAUCAUAUAAUAAUCGUGAAAUUAUUGUCCCCAUGAUCUACGUUAAUUUUGAAGGGAAUAAUUAUCCCCACUGAGUUCCAAAUUACUUAUUCUUGUGAUGAAUAUUUCAUAAACCAAUUCAAGACUUUUCAAUCAUGGAAUAUGAAUUUCAUGACUUGAAAUGAUGAACGAUUCCAAAGAAUCCUGAGAAGAGCUCAAUGUUUUUUUAAUUAUGGAAAUUAAUUUUGAUAUUGUUCCAAAUCAUUGAAAUUAUUGGUUUAUUAAAUAUUUCGAGUAGAUAAGCUAAUCAUUCACCAUUAAAAUGGAAAAUUAAAAUAUCUGAUCCUCUAUAAAAAAAAAUAAUGGAAGCAAUGAAGAGUGCAUAGUUUUCGUUAAAAAUUGAUAGCUAAAUUGUUGUUUUUCUUCAAGGAUCGUAUCCCGUUAUAAAAAAAAUCGAUAAUUUGAACAAUGGAAUGAAUUUUUUCUCAAGUUAGUGUACUCCCCCAUUGGGGCCAAUGAUAUGCGUCAUAUUCUCUAUUAUCUGAUAAUACUAACAAUAGGCUCACAAAUGUUCUUAGAAUAGUUUUAAAAAAGAAGUUGUUUCAUUGGAUUAUUUAAUAGUUAAUAAUUUACAAAAUUAAGUUAAUCAUUUUGAUGCUAUGAAGUUUAUGCGCUUUAUGAUUACUCUCUCUGUUUAAACAUUCCCACUUGGUAAAAAAAAAAUCAAAUUGCUGUUCUAUUUAUUGAAUGAUUAGGCGUUCUCACCACUUAUCAACAUCUCCAUUUUUUUAUCCAUUCUUUUAAAAUAAUCCCGCGAACAAAUACAA
Messenger RNA from Diachasma alloeum, 2867 nucleotides. RefSeq lists its product as uncharacterized. Lineage: Eukaryota; Metazoa; Arthropoda; Insecta; Hymenoptera; Braconidae. Bases 458 to 2071 code for a protein of 537 amino acids. The record is from RefSeq and is a predicted model, not a curated record. The transcript has 6 exons.